UUUGUGCAGCUCCCAGCAGAGUUCACACAGCUUUUCUCCAUCCAUUGCAGUGGAUGCUCACAAGGUGUUUUUGGGGUGUCCAGGAGGAGAAGCCUAUAUCACAGGGCACUGUGUCCUUAGUCUGGCUGCAGUCCAGGCUGCAGCUGGCAGCGAGCUGUGGGGGAAAUGGGACAAUGGGGCUAUGCAGGCAGCAGGAAACAAAGAGUUACGGUGCCAUGGGGAGUUUCAGCGUCACAUAGCAACCCUUCUCGCUCCAGGAGCUCAACAAGCUGCAACCCAGAGGAAAGGUGGGUUCUGGGCAGCUGAGGGGCAAGUGGGAAUAGAGGAUUCGGGGGGGUUGGAAGAGAGGCUGCUUGCCCAGGGCAAAGGUCUCAGAAAUUCUUCUCCCCUCCAGACCGCGUAUAUGGCUGAGCAGCCAUCCCCAGAACUGGCACCAUCCAUGCGGGUGACGGCUGCAGAUGGCACUGAAGCCCCUCAUCCCCGAACCAUCCCCCGUGGCUCCCACCCCACAGCCCCAGCCCGGGGCCCAGAGGAAGGCAAAGCCCCACAGCUGCUCUCCCGCCGCAGCUCCAUGCUCAGCAUCCUGCCAGGCCCCCCAGGCAGCCGCCGCAGCUCUCUGGGGGCAGCCCCAGGGGGAAAGAGGCCCUCUGUGGGGCCCUGGCUCCUCCACAGCCGUGUGAGUUUCUCAGGGCUCCCACUUUUCCAACCCAUUCCAGAAACCCACCUGGAAAACACCUACAGGAUGCGGCCAGAGGAAGGGUGCAGGUUCAACGCAGGGCGGGUGCAGCGGGUGCUGGAGAGAGCCCUAGCCAGGGUGCUGGGGGGCACAGCUUACAGCCCCCAGGGCAGCACAGUGCUGGUGCAGAGCCUGGCUGAGCUGCUGCGGGGCCAGGUGAAGGAGGUGGUGCCACCCCGCUACAAGCUGGUGUGCCAUGUACUGCUGGGCCAGCACAGCCAGCAGAGCAUGCUGGUGGCCAGCCAGGCACUUUGGGACCCUGAAAGUGAUAGCUUUGCCUCUGCUUCUUUCUGCAAUGCCUCACUCUUUGCUGUUGCCACAGUGCAUGGGGUUUACUUUGAGUAGAGGUCACCUGCCCUGACCUGUGCUCAACCUGCAGCCCUACAGUGCUAGUGCAAAUAAAUAACUUUGCAUCAGGCCUGACUUUUACUGCAUAGAUCCAAUGAUGGCACAGACAGAGAUGCUUUGGUGCCCCAGGGUUUGGUAGGCACACUGCAGCCUUCAUCAUAGUUUUCAAGACCCAAACCACAGAAAACAACUCCAAAUUCGGAUUCUGUUUCUUUUUCCCAGAGGUCAGUGCAGGCAGCAGCCCAGGACUGGACAGAGAGGACACAGAGCAGCCCAUACCUUUUCCCACACUGCAGGCUGCUCCCAGGAAGAGAUGGCAGCAGGGCAGGAGGUGACAGAUCAUGUUCAAAGCAAGGCUGCAGAGCAGGAUUAAGUCCCUCCUCUUUCCUGGCUUCACUCCCAGCUCACAUCCCAUUGCAUCAGGCAGUGCAGAACAUCCCACAGCCCUCAGCUGGGAGUCACUCCCCCUGCUUUCCCCAGAACUGAUACACUGGGGGAUCACGUAUCAGCAAGAGGUAGUCUUUCUUCCAGUCCCUACCUCAGCAUCCAGACACUCUACCAGAUCCCAUCACCUUGCCCCCCUCCCCCUCCUUUUCCCACCCCC
Meleagris gallopavo (turkey) is the source of this 1688-nucleotide messenger RNA. The record is from RefSeq and is a predicted model, not a curated record. NCBI's taxonomy places the organism in Eukaryota, Metazoa, Chordata, Aves, Galliformes, Phasianidae.